CUUUUCGUGCUACUCAAAAGGACAAUCUGAAGAGACAUAUUCGCAUUCAUACUGGUGAGAAGCCGUAUGCUUGUGCGCACUGUCCGUACACCUGUGCUGACAAGAGCAAUUUGAAGAGCCAUGUGUGGAAUCAUCAUAAGUAAGGUAGAACCGGAGAUGGGUGGAUAUCCAAGGCCAGGACGGAGAGGACCUCAGGAGGUUGACAGGACCUACACCCUGACUAGCAAGAUGCACCACUGCUCCUUCUGUGCCUACUCUACUAUAGUCAAGUCUAAUCUUAUAAGACAUGCAAGAAUUCAUACUGGAGAGAAACCGUUCUCAUGUUCUCACUGUAGUUACCAGACAACGAUAAAAGAUAAUUUGAAAAGACAUCUUCUCACCCACACUGGCGAAAAACCAUUUGCAUGCCCAUAUUGCCCUUAUCGAGCUAUUCAGAAAGUUCACCUUUCUUCACAUAUGAGAAGUCAUUACAACAGUGGGAAUGAAGUAGGAAAUUACAGUCAGUGAUAUUUUUCUAUGUUUUAUAUAUUUUACAAAGAAACUUCUUUCUAAUAAGGAUUAAUGAAGUAGAUAAUGCAUAAACACACCUAAAAUUGAGACAGUUGUGCAGUUGUAAUCAUUCCUUUUCUUGUAUUUAAAUGCAUAUUGAAAUGUAGACUACAAUUGUAUUAGGAAUUUAUUAUUUGAUGAAUAUACACAUAGCAUGUACAUGUAUGAUGUGACAAUGUAUUUUUUAGGUAAAACGUAAAGAGAAUUAUUAUGGAAUAAUUUAUCCCAUAAUGAGUCUGACAAAAGUGUCAUGUUUCAUGAACCAGAAAUAACUACACAGUAAUAAAAAAAAAUCCUGUUUUUUAUUUAUAGUCUUCUGUAUCAACAAACAAAAAAUAUUUAUAUUUCAAUAAAAGUACUAGCGUUUUAUUUAUCUAAUCACUAAUCAGUUUUAUUAGGUGAUUAAUUUUGUUGAUGUUUUUAUCUAGUCAGUGCAUUCAUAUUUACAUUUUAAUAUUACAAAAAUAUAAAUGUAAAGCAGAUCAUAUGUUCUUU
Penaeus monodon (black tiger shrimp) is the source of this 1044-nucleotide messenger RNA. RefSeq names its product zinc finger protein 513-like. The transcript has 2 exons. The record is from RefSeq and is a predicted model, not a curated record. Bases 121 to 507 code for a protein of 128 amino acids. Gene Ontology annotation, molecular function: RNA polymerase II transcription regulatory region sequence-specific DNA binding; DNA-binding transcription factor activity, RNA polymerase II-specific. Gene Ontology annotation, biological process: regulation of transcription by RNA polymerase II. NCBI's taxonomy places the organism in Eukaryota, Metazoa, Arthropoda, Malacostraca, Decapoda, Penaeidae. Gene Ontology annotation, cellular component: nucleus.